AUGUAUAGACGAAAGCUAGCCGCUCUUGACUACUUAAAAGAUUACAAUCCACAAGAUGAGAAUGACUUUCGUAAUAUGAUAGUAUGGCUAGAAGAUAUGAAAAUCCGUUUAUAUCCGAUAGAGGAUCGACAGAAUUUGAGAAAUGUACAAAGUCCACAAUGGAACAUUGCAUAUCAGAAGUAUUUAGAAGAUCUGAAAUGUCCACAUAACAACAUAAACGAUCAUGCGAUUAUUAGCGAUUGGUUAAUUGGUUCAGCAGUUAGAUUAGAAUACGGUGAUAGUGUUGAGAAAUUUCGACCGGUUGUAUCUGGUAAUGAAGUGACAAUGAACGGUGACAGUAAUAAACCAAAACAAGGAAAUCCAUUAGACAAUAUUGAUUUUACGACUCCAGAAUUUAAGCAAGGCAUGGAAAGAUUGUGUGAUAUAUUGCAAAUACCACGGAAAUUUAAUGAUACAACUGCUGUUUUAAGAACUAUAAGCAAAAUAAUAACAACAAAACUUUCAAAAGAAUCAAUGGAAAAACAACAAAUCAAGGAACAUGGUUCUGGCGUGGAUUUUUCAGUGGACAAAAUAGCAUUGGGUUUUACUACAGGGGAUGCUAUUAUCGAUGAAGCAGCGAAAAUUUUACGUUUAUUAUAUAUCCAAGAUCUUCGUCUGUUACAAACAAAAAUAAACGAAGCAAUUGUAGCUGUUCAAUCAAUUGUGGCCGAUCCUAAAACGGACUCAAAAUUAGGAAAAACCGGAUAUUGA
Molecule: messenger RNA, 750 nt
Organism: Didymodactylos carnosus
Lineage: Eukaryota; Metazoa; Rotifera; Eurotatoria; Philodinida; Philodinidae
Source: the annotation of a GenBank genome assembly